Molecule: messenger RNA, 976 nt
Organism: Drosophila navojoa
Lineage: Eukaryota; Metazoa; Arthropoda; Insecta; Diptera; Drosophilidae
Product: glutaminyl-peptide cyclotransferase
Molecular function (GO): zinc ion binding; glutaminyl-peptide cyclotransferase activity
Source: RefSeq, a predicted model, not a curated record
AAUCGCGUCGAACAGCUCUCAAUGUCGCCCUUAAAGUAUUGGAUACUUGGUGGUUGCCUCGCCCUGCUAUUGAUACAAUGGAGGCGCAUGUCAUUGAAAUAUGAUCAUAAUGAAUAUUUGACGAAGACUCUGAACAAAUUCUUAGUUCCUCGCUGGGUUGGCUCCGUUGGCCACGAUGAUAUCAAUGAAUUUCUCAAGGAAGAGUUGACUCGACUGGGCUUUGACAUUAUUAACGAUGACUUCUUCGACGUAUAUUCAGUGAACAAUGUGAUCGGCGUUCUAAACACGGGAGCGAAGCGAUUCCUACUGCUCAGUUGUCAUUAUGAUUCGAAAUAUUUGGAGACAACAGAGUUUUAUGUCGCGGCUACAGAUGCUGUCUCCUGUGCCUUGUUAUUGAAUAUAGCCGAGGAGCUAAAUGACUUUUUACAUCAGGAAUUUGCCAAUCGCCCAGAUCUUGGAUUGGUGCUGGCAUUCUUCGAUGGUCAUGAAUCUGUUGAUGGUGUCCUAUAUCCGAGUCCGAUGUUGCUGGGCUCGAUCAACUUUGUACAUGUGGAAGUCGUAGCAUUAAAUAAGAUCGAUUUAGUUAUUUCCUUCAAAUCGAUUGGCGCACCAGAUCAAAUAUAUAUGAGCAAAUAUCAACGUACAUACGCAUUGCACGAUCGUCUAGCAGAUAUUGAGCAGGAGUUACGCAUUUCCGGGGAUCUUAGCAAGUGCCACCAGUUGUUUUACAAGCUCAAGGAUCAUAACAACGAUAUCGCUGAUGAUCACAUUUCCUUUCUGAAAAAGGGAUUACCAGUCAUGCAUAUAGUGCCCUAUGCUUAUCCAGAAGUCUGGCUUCAAGAAGCGGAUAACCUGGAUAACUUACACUGGCCGACAAUUCGAAAUAUGAACUUAAUUAUUAAGCGAUUUGUUUACGAAUAUAUAAGUAAUAGAACUUUGAGAACCUAUUCAAUUGGCUGAUUGAUAUUAAAUAAAG